AUGCAACUCGACCCCAAGCUCGACCGCGAGCAGAAUGACUUGGAACAUGCAUCUCCUCAACCCGACCAGGUCCCCGAUGGGGGCUUCAUAGCAUGGGUGCAGGUUGUCCUUACGCACAUCGUCUUUUUCAACACCUGGGGCGUCGCCAAUGGCUACGGAAUCUUCCAGCAGUACUACACCCAGACACUUGGCCAGUCAGGGUCAUCGGUAUCAUGGAUCGGGAGUGCCCAGGUGUUUUUUCUUUUCAUCGUUGGUGUUGUCGCGGGGCGUCUUACCGAUGGUGGGCACUUCCGAGUCAUCUUUACCUCUGGUGUUUUUCUUCAGCUCUUGGGCCUUUUUAUGACCUCGUUAGCGACAAGAUACUGGUCAAUUUUCCUCGCUCAGGCUGUUUGUCUCGGAAUUGGCAAUGGCUUUACGUUUUGCCCAGCUUUGGCAGUCCUCUCUCAAUACUUCAAAAAGAAACGAGCCUUCACCGUUGGGCUAGCAGCUGCCGGCGGUGCGGUUGGUGGACUUGUAUAUCCAGUUCUGAUCAACUGGCUGGUCUUCAAGAAUGGCGUUGGUUUUGCAUGGGCUUUAAGGGCUAUGGGUUUUAUCAUGAUGGGCAUCUAUAUGCCAUGCCUGAUAUGGUUCAAGCCUCGUCUAUCACCGCGAAAAAGCGGCCCCUGGAUAGAUAGCUCCGCAUUUUCCGAGCUGCCAUUCAUAUUCUUCUCUCUGAGCAUGUUUCUAAACUUCUGGGGGCUUUACUUUGCAUUCUUUUACCUGGGGACCUUUAUUCGUGACCAGGUGGGUGGUGUCGAGCCAAUUUAUCUAUUGAUGGUUCUAAAUGGAGUUGGCGUUCUUGGACGUGUCGUUCUACCGAUCAUCGCAGACAGGUGGACCGGCCCUCUCAACAUUCUAAUCCCGACUAGCAUUGCCGCGAGCUUGCUUGUAUACUGCUGGGCGGCUAUACACUCUGUAGCAGGAUUGUAUGCCUUCGCUGUUGUGUACGGCUUCCUUGCCGCUGCAUUGCAAGCUCUGUUUCCGGGAGUUGCGACCACAAUGACGCCCCACCCUAAUAGGACGGGAACUCGAGUGGGAAUGAUUCUUGGUUUUGUGAGCUUUGCCAAUCUCACCGGGCCAGCAAUUUGUGGUGCUUUGAUCAGGCAAGAAGAUGGAAAUUAUUUGGGAGCUCAAAUGUUUGCUGGGUCUUCUAUCCUCCUUGGUGCAGUUAUGGCCUUAGCAGCCAGGAUCGCAAAGGUUGGACCAUCAUUAGACGCAAAAGUAUAG
Aspergillus steynii IBT 23096 is the source of this 1266-nucleotide messenger RNA. RefSeq names its product putative monocarboxylate permease. The record is from RefSeq and is a predicted model, not a curated record. Gene Ontology annotation, cellular component: fungal-type vacuole membrane. Gene Ontology annotation, biological process: transmembrane transport. Gene Ontology annotation, molecular function: transmembrane transporter activity. Bases 1 to 1266 code for a protein of 421 amino acids. NCBI's taxonomy places the organism in Eukaryota, Fungi, Ascomycota, Eurotiomycetes, Eurotiales, Aspergillaceae. The transcript has a single exon.